Periophthalmus magnuspinnatus is the source of this 1474-nucleotide messenger RNA. It is a transcript of the gene c1qc, whose product is annotated as complement component 1, q subcomponent, C chain. Bases 29 to 790 code for a protein of 253 amino acids. The transcript has 7 exons. Gene Ontology annotation, molecular function: protein binding. NCBI's taxonomy places the organism in Eukaryota, Metazoa, Chordata, Actinopteri, Gobiiformes, Gobiidae. The record is from RefSeq and is a predicted model, not a curated record.
CUCUCAGUUUUUGCUCAUUUCACUUUUGAUGAUCAGUUCGAGAUCUCCAAGUGUCCUUUGUCCACAGCAAUUCUCAGCUUCAACCAUGUUUUGGGGAACUCUCCUCCUGCUCUGGUUGGCUGUUCCUGUCCUCCUGGCUCUGGAAUCAUGUCCUGCUGCACCCGGUAUCCCAGGAAUACCAGGUUUGCCAGGUAAAGACGGACGAGAUGGUCUCAAAGGACAAAAAGGAGAUCCAGGUUUAGCAAGCAGCGAGCUGAGGGCCCAGAGAGGAAAGGAGGGCGAGCCAGGACCUGAAGGAGCUAUGGGAAAACGAGGAGAGAGCGGGCUGCCUGGAAAACCAGGACCACUGGGAUUCCCAGGGGAAGAUGGAGAGCCAGGAGAACCGGGGGUGGGUGGGGUUCCCCAGAGAGUGGCCUUUAGCGUGGCUCGAAUGACCAAUGACAAUCCACCCAGAGCCAGCAUCAUCAAAUUCACUAAGAUCAUCACCAACUUAAACAACAACUACGACACCCAGACAGGACGCUUCAGAUGCAGCGUCCCUGGCACAUAUUACUUUGUGUACCACGCCUCACUGGACAGUAGUCUCUGUGUGAAAAUGAAACUCGAUGAUACUCUUCUGGCUUCAUUUUGUGACCACCGACGCAAACAAAAACAGGUGACUUCUGGAGGCGUGGCGGUGUAUGUGUCCAGAGACCAGGAGGUUUAUCUGGAGACGUCAGACUACAGAGGCAUGAGAGCUAACCCCUCCGCAUACAGCAUCUUCUCCGGAUUCAUUCUGCAGGCCCACUGAACCCUCUGGGUCAACAGCACAGAAUACCUUACCUUUACCAGAACAGACAAAUAAAAAUAUUACCAUAUCUGUGUAAUGGAUUGCAUUCAUGUGACAUCACAACACUCUACAAUCCCUAUAGUGUAACACUGCGCUGGAGGACAGGUCAGAAUGUCUGUUUAAACUGCACAUAACAGGUUAGACUACUCAUUUCGCUAAUAUAAAAUUAGACUAAUACAAAUAAAUGCACCUUUAUUUUGUUAAAUCAGUGUUUUAUCAGCCCCAAAAAUGUCUCUCUCCUGCAUUUUGAAUGGAAUCUUGUGUUGAUGACAUAGUUCAGGGGUGUCCAAACUGUGGCCCAGGGGCCUCAGUCCAAUUUUUAUUGGCCCUCAGGCCUUCUGCUGAACUGAUCCAAUUGAACAUAGGCCAUAAUUAUUACAGCAAGUGUAACAAAUCCCACCCUCAUAACCUCCAUAACACCACUUCUCAGUUUGAUACAGAUCUAAAAUGUAUGUUUCAAGCCUUAUUAAAGAUAUCUUUGCUCUGUAAAAAACAUGGGAAAUAUCUGAAUGCCCUCCACUUUGAAUACGUUUCAAGAUUUGGCCCUUGGUGAAAAAAAAAGUUUGGACACCCCUAGGUUAUGUUUUAGAACUCAGCACUACUUCAUGAUUUUUGUUUACUUUUCUUUUCCAUUUUCUUUUUCUU